Molecule: messenger RNA, 573 nt
Organism: Pantherophis guttatus
Lineage: Eukaryota; Metazoa; Chordata; Lepidosauria; Squamata; Colubridae
Source: RefSeq, a predicted model, not a curated record
AUGGCAGAGACCCUCAUGGAAGAGAGGAGCCCCUUUGAGGCAUCAGCCUGGCCUUCAAAAUUCCAUCCUUUCCUGCAGAAGAAUCAGUUUUGGAAUAUUUCCGAGAAGAAACUGUACUUGGAUCAAAAUGGAGAUCUAACAGCAGAUCUGGCACUCAUGAGCUCCUUGUUUGUCCCCAAGAAAGAUCCCAUCAGACAGCGAAUGGGGACUUUGGAAAGACAGAGAAUUACUAUCCUCCAAGGAGCUCUUCCAUGGCUAAAGUUGCUCAACAAGUCCCUGCCUCAGUCCAAAUGUGUGGAAAGUUGUCAUCCUGGGUUUGUCAAGAGAGCUCGAGAAGGAGAGCCAGUUUGCUGCUACGACUGCGUUCCUUGUCCGGAGGGGACCUUCUCCACUCAGGAAGAUACCGAAAAAUGCACCAAGUGUCCAGAUGAUAAAUAUCCAAAUGAGGCCAGAGUCCAAUGUACUCCCAAAACUGGAGCAGAUGAUGAAGCUAAGCCCAAGAAUGGGGUUACAUGCAUCAUCAGUGUUGAGUCCUUAGGUCCCCACAAGAGUCCCAAGGCCAACCCCCCGUGA